Messenger RNA from Miniopterus natalensis, 3000 nucleotides. It is a transcript of the gene C1QTNF1, whose product is annotated as C1q and TNF related 1. NCBI's taxonomy places the organism in Eukaryota, Metazoa, Chordata, Mammalia, Chiroptera, Miniopteridae. The record is from RefSeq and is a predicted model, not a curated record. Gene Ontology annotation, molecular function: protein binding.
UGGCUGGGCUUUGCUCCUUACGCGUCCGUCCUGCUUUCUACGGCUCUUCCUUCACUUUCGAGAAACCCGUUUCCGCUUCUGGCCAGAGAGCCCUCGGAGCCAAGGAGAUCAAGGUGCCCGGACGGCUGGGACCGGCCGCUGCCUGCGUGGGCCUCCCCUCUCCCGCGCCUUCUCCCCGGACGACUUUUCCCUCUUCCCCGCUCUCCGCCGACAAGUCUGUUCUCCCCCCUUCGGCCCGGGAGAGGCUCCGCUGCCGGGAGAUGCUCUAAGAGGCGGCGCCGCGAGAGCCCAGAGGCCGAGACGGGGACGCCGGCCGGAGCAGGGCGCUGCGGGACGAUGGGGUCCCAUGGAUUGGGACUCGCGCUGGCGUGCUGCUUGCUGCUGGCCUUCGCCUGGAGUCUCGUGCUGGGCCGUGUGCCGCCUGGCCAGCAGGAACAGCAGGAGCAGGAGGGGACAGAGGAGCCACUCCUGGACCAUGCAGAGAGGGCUGAAGGGGAGCAUGACAAAUACAGUCCCCGGCAGGGUGAGGAGCCCCCAGCGUCCCGGUGCUAUCGCUGCUGUGACCAUAGUGCCCCCGUGUACCCCGCUGUCCCGGUGCCACAGAUCAAUAUCACCAUCCUGAAAGGGGAGAAGGGUGACCGGGGAUAUCGGGGCCUGCAAGGGAAAUUCGGCAAAACCGGGGCGGCAGGUGCCCGGGGCCACAUGGGUCCCAAAGGGCAGAAAGGCUCCAUGGGGGCCCCGGGAGACCGUUGCAAGAACCACUACGCGGCCUUCUCCGUGGGCCGCAAGAAGCCGCUGCACAGCAACGACUACUACCAGACGGUGAUCUUCGACACGGAGUUCGUGAACCUGUACGGCCACUUCAACAUGUUCACCGGCAAGUUCUACUGCUACGUGCCCGGCAUCUACUUCUUCAGCCUCAACGUGCACACCUGGAACCAGAAGGAGACGUACCUGCACGUGAUGAGGAACGCGGAGGAGGUGGUGAUCCUGUACGCCCAGGUCAGCGACCGCAGCAUCAUGCAGAGCCAGAGCCUCAUGCUCGAGCUGCGGGACCAGGACGAGGUGUGGGUGCGUCUCUUCAAGGGCGAGCGUGAGAACGCCAUCUUCAGCGACGAGUUCGACACCUACAUCACCUUCAGCGGCUACCUGGUCAAGCACGCGGCCGAGCCCUAGCCGCCUGGCCUCCUGCCGCUCCGCCAGGCUGACUCCCCCGCUCGCGCUCGCCUGGACCCCACGGUCCAGCACCAGGUCCAGCACCAGGCCGACACCGUCAGCUCUCCCCUCGCUCUGGGUUACCCAGUCCCCACGCCCCCAGCUUUGGCAUUCGACAUGAGGCCCCUCGCAAGAAUGGGAGGGAAAACAGCCGUGUGGUCCCAGGCCUUGCUGCCUCCAGAGAUGAAAUCACGGCGCAGAUGCCUGAGAGUGGCCGGGACCUCCAGCUCCCCUCUGUGGACAUAUCCUUAAGUGACCUCCGCGCGGUCCCCUGCCACGUGGCACGGUGUCGGUGUCCCAGAGUAAGUCAUCUUUUCUCUGUUGCUCAAAGUAAUUAUGCAAAUUUUGAAAGCUGAGCCGAGCGCAGGAACCUCCGGGAGAGGAAGCCACUGCCUUCCCACAGCCGCCCUGGACCCCGGGGGAGGCCUGUUUCUCUCAAGGUUGCAGGAGAUUCCUUUUAACAGGAGAUUGAUAGUGGACCACAUCUGGCUCAAUUCCUUCAGGCCACAUACGAACCUUCUUGUGGACAGCCGAACUGAUGUCACAUCCUGUGGACAUCUCUGUGGCCUUGUCUGAGGGUUCAGGGGUCUUUCUGAGCCACAAUAGUGAGGGGGUUUGGGUUGGGGAAGCAAAUGUCAGCUUCCAAAAGGACAGCCAAGCCCUGGGUCUUGGUCUCAUGCUGGGAAAAGCAGCUCGCUCACUGUCACCCGCAGGCCCCUGGCAGCAGCUAGGGACUCUGGGCCCAGGACCUCCAGAUGUUUCUGUGAGGAGCAAAGCUCAGGAUCACCAGGGCAGAGCCGCACACCUCGUAUGGCUCUGCUCCACUCCUCCCCCUCCCUCGAGCCCUGGGCAGGGCCUCUGUGCCCACCAUCCUGGCAUCACCUCUGCUCCUCCUCUCAGACACGUCACCCACGGGAGGCAGCAGGCCUUUGGUUCGGUAGCAGCCAUCACGGUUAGACAUUUCCUAUAAACCCCAUGGCACGCCGUCUCAGAUUCGUGUUUCCAGAGGGUUCAGCAUUCAGCCCCGGAGCCCUCCCCGAGGCCUCCAACCAGCAGCUGAACACUGCGUGGGAGCGAGAGGGAGCUGGGAGGGGCUGGAGGUCCCCCUCGGCCCAUCUUGGGACUCGGUCCCUGGUGCCAGGAGAAAGGCUUGUCCCAACCAUGCGGUCAGACCCCCUCUCUGAGGUGGGUGUGGGAUGCCUGGGGUGGGCUGCUGCCGGGAUUGGUGCUUUGGCCUGCAGCCUACAUUGGCCCUGCAGCCCUUCCUGCUUCUGAUUAAUGCCCAGGGCCAGGGUCACUCUCCUACCUGCGUGGGCCCUUAAGUUCCUCCAGAAGGCUUCCCUCCCACCACCUGGGGACCCUUGGUCUUGACCAACGCCUCUGCCCUGGGCCUGGCCACAGGGUCCGGGUCCACACAUCCGCCCUCUGAAGGAGUUCUGCUGGUCAGACGUUCAGCCUGGGCUCCCACGGGUAUGCCACCCAGUAGGGUGCCCGCCGCCGCUUCCUGCCAUCCUGACGCUCUUUCAGAAAACAUUAAACUCAAAAUCCUGCGUUUCAGCAUCGUGGCUCCUGAGUCUGAUCUUUGAACCUUCCUAUCGUCACCUCCGAACCCUACCCACUGCCUGUGGGAAGCCUGAGGACCCUCAAAUGGGUACCUGGGGACAUUGGAACCCAGUGAGCACUGGCUGGGCCCUGACCCGCCUCUUUCCUUGGGGGAAAUGUUUCCCAGGCUCCGCUGGACACGGCCAGGGGACGCCCUGUGGUUGGAGGUGCCUUCGAGUGGCC